AUGGCGCGACCUGCUCGACCUGUGGUGGCCGUGGCCACUAAGGCUGAGAAAGAUGCUGAUCUUGUUAUGGGUACAAAUAACAGCAGUAUCGCAUCCAAGCGCAGUGUCGAAACGAUCUACUACCCCGAACCGCAUUUCUUCCAGCAUUUCGUGAAAAAACCUCAAAGGCGAUCGCCGAUUAUCAAUCGUGGAUAUUGGUUGCGGAUGCAAGUUAUGGCAGAGACAGUGCGACAAUUUAUCGCGAAGGCUCCUGCGGACAAACCCAAAUUCGUGCUGAAUCUUGGAUGUGGAUAUGAUCCGUUACCCUUCAUACUCCUCAGCGAGGAGCAUAAAUCGAUGCGUAGUGGGCAUACCGUAUUCGUGGAUAUCGACUAUGAGAAGCUCAUGAUCCACAAGAAGAAUGCUAUUCGUCAAACUCCGGAGAUCACAGAUGUGCUUGGGGAUGUAGAAUUUGGAUCAGAUGAAGAUGGGAUUCAGAUCCAUAGUUCUCGUUAUCGCGCUGUGGGCUGCGAUCUGAAGAACUUGAAAAAGCUAGAAGAUGUUCUGCGAAACAACAUUCUCCCAUCUACGGAAUGCUCUGUGCUCUUCCUGGCCGAGGUGUCCUUAACAUACAUGGAUGUUCAUUCUGCCAACGAGGUUGUCAAAUGGGCAUCAAAAUUGACCAAUGACGUCCAAUUCUGUAUUCUAGAGCAGUUCUUCCCGGAUGGUCCUGAGCAUCCAUUUGCGAAGACUAUGAUGACUCACUUCAACAAGGUGGGUGCACCACUAUUUUCCAUCCACGAGUUUCCUUCCCUGGCCGAGCAGGAACAGCGAUUCAGGAAUGCUGGGUGGGCUGAAGCCAAAGCCAGGACCCUGUGGGAUUUAUGGUCGGAUGAUACAUUCGUACCCGAGUCUGUUCGUGUUGGUCUGGAUGCAUACGAGGCAUUUGAUGAAUGGGAAGAGUUCGCACUUUUCGCAUCUCAUUAUUUCUUGCUUAUAGCAUCAAACAAUUCUGAGGGCCCCAAACAAGCAAAUGAUAAUUCCCAUGCCAGUCUCGCAGAGCAGGAACUCUCCAACCUCUCUGAAAUGUUCAUUCUGAAGCCACAUUGCCCUGUCGAAAAACGUGGCAGGCGACGAUAUGGCGCCCUUGUCCCCGGUGGCAAAGAAAAUGAUAUACUUGGUCAUCACGGAGGACAAGGCGAACAAAACCGACUGUCCUCAACAGAUGUGUAUACGCCGGAAGAUGCCGACGAAUCACAAAAUACUUCCCUGUCGCGUGACAUCCCCGCCAGGAUGUGUCACACUAUUACCUCUCUGAAUGACAGGACGGGUAAAUGUUUCCUUAUUGGUGGCCGAACAUCCCCUGGUGCUCCUCUGGAUGAUUGCUGGUUGAAGCAGGACAACAGCUGGCGACAGGUCCAUUCUUUGCCCGAGCCAAGAUUCCGCCAUAACGCCACCCAGAUUUCAGUCAAUGAUGACUCCGGGUCAAUCCUUGUCUAUGGAGGCAAGACAAAGGAGAACGUUAUCCUGGACAGCUGGUUACUCUGGAAUGAGAAAGAUGAUCAAGGAUGGCAAAAAGUGGACACAAUAGGUCCACAGCCCGAGGCUCGUUACGGGGCAUCUUUCGCCAAAAUUAAUGAUAGCUUUGGUGUCUUGUUUGGAGGUAUUAGACACAAUGGAACCAUUCUGGAGGAUUUCUGGACCUGGACUCUUUCCAGGAAGAUUGAUGGGUCUUGGCAGGUUGAACUCGUAAACCUCACAGAAUAUGUGCAAGAGUCAUCACCGCGUCUUUUCCAAUAUCUUAGCAGAUUUGGUGCCACAGUCAAUACCAUCUCAACUGGGUUGAUUGUUGCUGGAGGAAUCAUUCCCCGUCAGUUAAUCACAGCAGAUACAGAAAUCUUGCUCCUGGAUACAAAAGGAAUUCUGGAAUCAUCGAAGGUGACGACACCAUGCAGCCAACCUCUUAUCUGUUCAAUCGGCCUAGGGAGUGCAUUUGCAGGUCCACGACCGUUACUCACCGGACACGUUUCCUGUAAUACGGAGUCCGAUAGUGUACUUUUCCUCGGUGGAGGCGCAACAUGCUACGCAUUCGGCACCUUCUGGACAGAAGGAACUUGGUCUUUGGAGCCUCAAGGCUCUGCAAAGGAGAAUUCAUGGGCGCUUGUGGUUCCCAAGACAGAGACACCAAUCGCCAUCAUCAAACCCAAAUCGAAGAAGCAACCGAAGAAGAAGCAAGGCCGUCCAGUUAACAAGAAGGCGAAGAAGCCCGUCCAAAUCACUAGGACACGAAUCGAAUCGGCAGCACAAUUCCAACAAAUCGUGGAUAAUGGCAAGCCAGUCGUGAUUGAGAGCUCGGAUUUCGGCCCCUGCACUGAGAUAUGGACCAAUGAAUACCUGAUCAAUUCUGUCGGCGCAGAUCGCCAGUUUGUGGUGCACGAGGCCCAAUCGGAUUCGAUGAAUAUCCAGUCCAAGAAUUUCACAUCUGUAACCAAGGACUUUGGUACUUUCUUAGAUGAAGUUCAUGCUGGCGGCCGUCAGUAUCUCCGAUCUAUCUCGGAGCAACCGUCCAAAUUACCAGAUAAUCUGGAAACGGAUUUCCCCUCUCUGCAGGGGGAUUUCAGGCUUCCCGAGUACAUGAACUUAGUCUCCAAUAAUGUUCAUAGUUCUCCAUUGCGGAUUUCGGGGCCAGUUACGAUGUCGCCCUAUUACAAUGUUAUGGCCAAUGUACUUUGUCAAAUCCGUGGUCAAAGACGCUUAAUCCUGUUCCCACCCAAGAAUGUCCAAUCUCUGCGCAUUACCCCCGGUACUUCCACUUCCACCCUUGACAUUUUCCAAACCGUUGGCCUGGAUGCCGCCACGGCUAUCCCAGGUACCUCGCCCCGCGAAGUCAUUCUGCAGCCAGGGGAGAUCCUCUUCAUCCCCCCAUUAUGGUUACACACGGCAUGCUCGGCCACAAGUGAGGUGAGUGUGGCUGUGGACGUCUUUUUCCGUAACCUUCCCAAAAGUUAUGCACCAGGACAUGAUUUCUAUGGCAAUCAGGAUCUACACGCAUAUGAGACCUCCAGAGAAGGAUUGCAGUGUAUUACACGAUCUUUCGAGGGAGUUCCGCCUGAUAUGGCACGUUUUUACCUGCGUCGCCUGGCACAGGAGUUACAAGAUAUUGCCGAUAAAUGA
Molecule: messenger RNA, 3153 nt
Organism: Penicillium malachiteum
Lineage: Eukaryota; Fungi; Ascomycota; Eurotiomycetes; Eurotiales; Aspergillaceae
Product: tRNA methyltransferase PPM2
Exons: 6
Coding region: 1-3153 (1050 amino acids)
Biological process (GO): tRNA methylation; wybutosine biosynthetic process
Molecular function (GO): tRNA methyltransferase activity; protein binding
Source: RefSeq, a predicted model, not a curated record